CAAGGGGGAGAAAAAAAGAAAAAAGAAAAGAAAGUUUGAGACGUCAAACACAUCUGCGCGAAGUCAAACUUUUUUUGGACACUGCAGCCGCAACGACUUGUCUGGAAAAGUUUGCGGUUAUUGGUCGUCGUUAUUUUUCGCCUCCUUGCCGCGUCAGAUUCCAAGCGAAGGAGGUGACAUGUUGUGAAAGCCAGAUGAAGUGGCUUUCCUCCCACCGCUAAAGAACAACAACACAGCGGCUCCACAUGUCCACGGAGACCAGCGAGCCUCCCCUCUGGCCAGCGGGGCCAGACAGGAGCCCCCAGCCGGGGACGAGCUCCCCUUUGCUGCCCCUCGCUCACGAUGCCUGUGACUCUGAAGCGUCAGGACCAUCUUCCAGUCAUGUGACCCAGGAGGACCACUGCGAGCCAAUAAAAAGUCAACCUCAGAUUGACAAAGGACGAAAUGGCGUCCGGCUUACCAACCCCGGCACACCCGUCGACCUCAAUGCCAUCCAACCUGGUGCUAGUAGUGCGAGAACAACGUGCAAAUGUUCAUGCCCAAACGCCAUCGGCUCCGGCGCCACGGGAAGCUCCGCCCGCGGCACGAGAGCGGCGACGGCGGAGCCGCUGACCACCAAGGAGCCGUCCACGCCGGUUUCUCAGAGGAUGCAGCGGAAGUUGAGGUCCAGCCUGUCGGUCAAUAGCGAAAGCAGCCGACGCAGCAAAGGAAGCUCUACCGGGUCGCCAAGACUGCCUUUACCAGAAGACUGCUGCGUGCACUGCAUCCUGGCGUGCCUGUUCUGCGAGUUCCUGACGCUUUGCAACCUGGUGGUGGCGCCGGCGUCGUGCGGCCCUUGUGCGUCCGAGUCGUGCUGCUGCUGCUGCUGCAUUGAGGACAUGGGCGACGACUGCAACUGCCCCUGCGACAUGGACUGCGGCAUCAUGGACGCCUGCUGCGAGUCAUCGGACUGUUUGGAAAUCUGCAUGGAGUGCUGCGGCAUCUGCUUCCCCUCGUAGGGAUGCUUUGGCCUCACCUUUUUGGAUAACUGGAGCCUGCAUGGAUAACUGGUUCAGCAAUUGAGGGGGGAGGGGGGGGACUUUUAUUUUUAAUGUGCGAUACCUCCUGACGGUUUGUAGUUUGAUUGUGUACUUUUGAAAAUGCUUACUGACACUGGGUUCCUUCAACAAAAGUAGAAGUAACUCCAGAUUAACUUGUUAUAGAUUUUGGCGAUUUUUCAUGUAAACAGUCUGUAUGUCAUAUGAAUAUAUUUCCAUUAAAUUAAGACUCUUUAGCUCAGUGAUUCUGAAACUGGUUCCCAGACCCCCGGUUUCAGCAAGCGAUAGCUUAGGGGUCUGCAAAAUAAUUAGCAUUAAAUUGUGUAGUAUCAUUAAAAGAAAACAAAAAUAUAUAUACUUACACAUCGCUGGUGUCUGGUGGAAACCACAUCUCCAAAACCAUCACUUUCUCAGGUACCGACCCAAAAAAUAAAAAUAAACUAUACGUUCGUUGAGCCAUUAAAUUUGCGUCGUCAAAGAGAGCAAGUUAUUUUCAACACUUAAGAUAGGUCAAUAGUAUCGAUUUGUGAAAAAAUAUGUAAUUGACCAAAUUUGGACAUGGGUUUCGGCCUGACACCAGUGAUCUGUGGAUGGGCGUGCCAAUAAAAACGUACUAAACCAAUUAGUCCUCCCUAGCUCAGCAUUGGGCCAAUUAAAGCUCAGAUAGGCUUGGUGAUUGUGAGUUAGCUGCACAAUUCUGACAUUCCUGCAUGAAUCAAUAUUUUUUUUUUAAGAUAAAAGGGCUUAUUAGAGGUAAAAUCAAAAGUCACAUUAUGAAAGCAAAAGGCAUACUUUUUUGAGAAUAUAGUCCUGUUUAUUUUCUUAAAGAAUAAGUCCAAACACUAUGAGAAUAAAGUUUGUAUUUUUUUUUUUUUUAAUACAUGUACUUGUUAAACUAUGACUUUCUUACCUCUUUAAACUUUGACUUUAAUAUUCCAAUACAAAUAUAUCUUGGAAAAAUACUUUAUUCUCAUAAGAUUGCUACUUCAAUUCUUGAAAGAAAAAACAAUUCUUUACCAAAACAUUUUUUACUGUAGAAUUUCAACUUAUUUUCAUCAAAGUCAACUUUUCUUGACCCUCUUAUGUUCCGUCUAUUGCUCCCUCCGUACGAAAACACAAUAAAAUAUGACCUCUCAGUUUUAUGCACACAAAUCUACUGUCGUGCUGCACAGGAAUUUUAGGAAGGCGUUGAUCAGGAAUUAGAAAAUCCGAAACCCUAGUUGCCAUGUCAGCGCCGUUGCUCGGUCUUGACCCGCAACAAGGCAAUCGUUAACUGUUGCAUUGCUUUGGUAAACUAAUGAGGCUAGAGAUACUUUGUGGUGAAUUUUCGAGCGCUUGCUUUGAUGCUCUUUCAGGGACGCUUGCUCGUUACUGGCCCUCAUUAGCACCACUUGCUAACCGGUAGCAAAUUGUCACUUGCUAAUGUCAACAAAGAUAUUGUGCCAUCGUGUGCAGGUCAUCACUGCAAUGUGGAGAGACUCAAGUAUAGAUGUAACUUUUCUACAAAAUUCCCUUGAAUUUACUUUUUCUUCAAUCAUUUAGUUCAUUUUGCUCAACUUGAAGUGUUGGGAAAACAACAAUGUGAAGAUCUUGUAUUGAUAAGAAAUAAGCCAGUAGCUAAAGAAAUACUUUAUUUUAAUACUCCAAUUUUCAAGCUUUGCAAUUUUGUGUUAAUGCAUUUUUUUAUUCCUGUAAGUUGCUCAUGUGUUUGGUGUUGUACACCAUUUCAGAAUGUAAAUUAGAAAAUUUUGCGAAUUGUUGGUUAAUGGGUGUUGGAAUGACAACAAAUCACUGGCUUUGCUCUCGCUUGUUGGAAAGGAACAUCCAGUUCUGUUCAUUUAAACAAUACUUUAGGAAAUAGUACCCUCAGUGACCUUCAGCCGACACCACCCCGUUGACCCUUCAUUUAACAUGGACUCCUUUUUCAUUUUCUGUCUGGAUUCAUUCAGGCGGCUGGAAUUUCUUAUCAUAAAAAACUAACAGAAGUUCUGCAAUCAGUUCUUCCACUUUAUUCCACAAUCAGUGAAAAAAAAAGGGGGGGGGGGGAUAAAAAAAUUGCUUCAGGUCAUGUGGGUGUGUGUUGACCUUUUCACAAAGUCGCCCACCUUUUCACUCCUUGCAAUCAAUCCUUCUCUGAUCGUCCGCCCUGGUUGUAAUGCGACAAUUAGAACGGGCUCCUUUGUUUCCGUUUGCUGUCAAGGGGUGACAAAAAUAAUCACCUGUCUGAUGCCAAAGUAAUUUCUCAUUCUACAAUAUGAAAUAAAUGACUUUCCAGCCAUUCUUUCCUUCUCAUUUUCAAUAAAGAAAUGAUUCUCCUGCUUUUGGCCGUGAAAACAAAUAGCUGUUGCUUUUUACUUAUAAUUACACAUAACAAGACUAAUUGGGACAAGAAGAGGUGGCAGUGAGGCUUUUUUUGUAUGUGCAUUAUUUCCUAAUGGAACAUUCUUUUUGAUAUAAAUACAAGCAAAAUAAUUUUUUCCAUCCCCAGCAGUUGUCCGUGAAUGCAUAAUAGCCAUCGUUACCCGUUUGCCAUUAAAGGUAAUCAUCGCAACGCAUCUCAGCACACGUGCGAAAAGUAAAUAUGAAAGCCUGGCAUUCAUGAUGAAUGUUCUUUGAAUCACGUACCGUCUUUUCCCGACCAUAAGGCACGGCGUGUUAAAAGGCGCAGUCUCAGUUAAGGGGUCUAUUUCUGUAUUUAACACAUACAUAAGGCGCACCGGAUUAUUGGGCGCAGGCAUGGUAAAACAUACGCUAGCUUAAAACAUACGGUAGCAUGCAUGCACGCCAAAACAAUGUUUUUAAAAA
Molecule: messenger RNA, 3842 nt
Organism: Phycodurus eques (leafy seadragon)
Lineage: Eukaryota; Metazoa; Chordata; Actinopteri; Syngnathiformes; Syngnathidae
Gene: mdfic
Product: MyoD family inhibitor domain containing
Exons: 5
Coding region: 246-998 (250 amino acids)
Source: RefSeq, a predicted model, not a curated record